This is a messenger RNA of Saimiri boliviensis boliviensis (Bolivian squirrel monkey), 2543 nucleotides long. It is a transcript of the gene ANKMY2, whose product is annotated as ankyrin repeat and MYND domain containing 2. Gene Ontology annotation, molecular function: protein binding. The record is from RefSeq and is a predicted model, not a curated record. NCBI's taxonomy places the organism in Eukaryota, Metazoa, Chordata, Mammalia, Primates, Cebidae.
CAAUGACAGGCGGCGGGCGGUGACUGCCGCGCGGCCUGCAGAGACUGCCCGCCCGGCUCGCCGGAGCUCGCCCGCUGUCCGCCUGCCCGCUGGAGGGAGGAGAGAAGUGGAGCGCUUCCGCCGUUGGCUACUCAGUGUCUUGGUCUCAACUUGCCUCUUUGCGUCCGGCGUUCCUAAUACAGACGCAUCGUUUCUUUUUUAAUACUUGCUAAGACACAGAAUAACCUUCAAGCUGGCGGGACCAAUGGUUCACAUAAAGAAAGGCGAGCUGGCCCAGGAGGAGAAGGAGCUGCUGGAAGUCAUCGGGAAAGGUACUGUACAAGAAGCUGGAACAUUAUUAUCCAGCAAGAAUGUUCGUGUCAACUGUUUGGACGAGAAUGGAAUGACUCCUCUAAUGCAUGCAGCAUAUAAAGGAAAACUCGAUAUGUGCAAAUUACUACUGCGACAUGGAGCCGACGUAAAUUGUCAUCAGCAUGAACAUGGAUACACAGCUCUCAUGUUUGCUGCACUUUCUGGUAAUAAAGACAUCACAUGGGUAAUGUUGGAAGCUGGUGCAGACACAGAUGUUGUCAACUCCGUGGGAAGAACAGCAGCUCAGAUGGCAGCCUUUGUGGGUCAACAUGAUUGUGUGACCAUAAUCAACAAUUUCUUUCCUCGAGAGAGACUGGAUUACUACACUAAGCCCCAGGGACUGGAUAAAGAGCCAAAACUGCCCCCAAAGUUGGCAGGCCCGCUGCACAAAAUUAUCACCACAACGAAUCUUCACCCUGUCAAGAUCGUGAUGCUUAUAAAUGAGAAUCCUCUGCUGACAGAAGAAGCAGCCCUUAAUAAAUGCUACAGAGUGAUGGAUUUGAUUUGUGAGAAAUGUAUGAAGCAAAGAGACAUGAAUGAAGUAUUGGCUAUGAAAAUGCAUUACAUAAGCUGUAUCUUUCAGAAAUGCAUUAACUUCUUAAAAGGUGGAGAGAAUAAACUGGACACCUUGAUCAAAAGCUUGUUAAAAGGCCGAGCUUCUGAUGGCUUUCCAGUAUAUCAAGAAAAGACCAUUCGAGAAAGUAUCAGAAAAUUUCCUUACUGCGAAGCUACACUCCUCCAGCAGCUGGUUCGAAGCAUUGCCCCUGUUGAAAUUGGUUCUGAUCCCACUGCAUUCUCCGUCCUUACCCAAGCCAUCACUGGCCAGGUGGGUUUUGUGGAUGUGGAAUUUUGUACCACCUGUGGAGAAAAGGGAGCAAGUAAACGAUGUUCAGUUUGCAAAAUGGUAAUAUAUUGUGAUCAAACCUGCCAGAAAAUACACUGGUUUACUCAUAAGAAAAUCUGUAAGAAUCUGAAGGACAUUUACAAGAAGCAACAAUUAGAGGCUGCCAAAGAAAAGAGACGAGAGGAGAACCACCACAAACUUGAUGUCAAUUCUAACUGUGUUAAUGAAGAGCAACCAGAGAAUGAAGUGGAUAUCCCCCAAAAGGAUUCCAAUCCUAAAGAUUCCGGGGAAGAAGAGAAAGAAUCUCUUGAAAGUGAGGCUGGUUUGGAAGGCUUACGGGAUGCUCCUGCAGGUCCACAGGUGUCCGAGGAGUAAAAGCCAGAGCAAGUGCCAGUGUGGAUGGUCCUCACCCUGCAGGGAGCUGGACUCAUGGGAAUGCGUCCUCGCCUCCUUAUACCUGCAUGUCACCCUGGCAGGAUUCUGCAUUUCAUAGAAUAGAGGUUUUCAAGCAAAGCCCUCUUGGCCAUGCCCUAAUUUCCUAUUGAUUUCUGUUCUAUAAUUGAAUGGAUAUUCCUAUGGAAAAUUUUUUGUUUCAAAAUACAGGAAAAACAUUCCUGUUACCUUUCUGAGGCUGACUUUCCAGCAAUUGUUUCAAAGGAAAAUAGAUCCCCUUAAAGAAAAAAUAAUAGGCUUUAGAGAACAAAGUGACAAACAGAGCAGGUGUGGAAGAGAGAUUUUCAGGAAAGAAAAAAAUUAUAGCUACACAGAUGGGCAGUUAGAGAAAUCAUAACUUAUAGGUGAAUGAAAUACAUAUAAACAACAUUUACUGUAGUGACAUUCUACUUACUAAAAUGCAAUGAAAUGAAGAAAAGCUAUAUGUUCAAGGACCUUUGCCAUAGUUCCGCUAAUUGUAGUUUUAUAUAGAAAUGAUCCUGAACAGUCUGAACUGUAGUGAUGUUCUGUCUGCAGUCUUUGUACGUCCGGGAUGGCAGAACCCUCAGCAGGAACAAAGGCAUAUUGACGGUUCUCUCAGCACGUGCAUUAAAAAAGGUACUUCCUGAAACUUUUGAUUAAAUAAUGGCUAAACAUACUAUGUACACAAUUAUUGUAAGGCUAAUUCACGUGCCAUACUCCACCUGAAAAACUGACUUGUUUUGCUAUAAGCUUUUCAUCGAGCACUUCCUUUCCAGAAACUGAUUUGUAACUGUCAUUUAGAGAAUGUCCUGGCAUCAGUUUUUAGCAUAUGUGGUAUUUAAACAGAGCUAGAGUGUGAUGUCUGAAGAUAGUGCUGCGUUUCUAAGUUUCUUGUGUGGAUUUUAAAAUAAAUUGUGCCUACAAAUAUAAACAA